Molecule: messenger RNA, 417 nt
Organism: Lactuca virosa
Lineage: Eukaryota; Viridiplantae; Streptophyta; Magnoliopsida; Asterales; Asteraceae
Source: the annotation of a GenBank genome assembly
AUGACCGUUGAGCCAAGCCAAAGAGUAGCAGCCAAGCCAAGGUGGUGUCCAAUUGCCGUUAGUAGUCUUCCUAACAACAAACUGCCUUCAAAAACUUGGCGUUCAAUUCUUCUUUGGGCGCAAAAGCGCAAUUGUAUUCGUCAGUGUGAAUGCGUGCAUCACCAACGUGUCAGCCCCUCCUCUCUACCAAACCAUUUUUUUCCCGAUUUUGAAUUAGGGUUUCUCUCGAUCUCGAUUCAAUCAAGGCCCACAGACACAGUAUCGAAUCCCAAUCGAAUCGAAUCAACAACCCAGCCGUUACGGAAUCAUUACUCCAUUUUUCAAAUACCGAUUCUAUCUCCCCCAUUAAAUUCAUCGCUACAUUCAAUUCGUCAAUUUCCUUCUUGCUUUUCUCGCCCUUUCAGGAGAAAGGACUAA